This is a messenger RNA of Solanum dulcamara, 1398 nucleotides long. RefSeq names its product GDSL esterase/lipase At1g71691-like. Gene Ontology annotation, molecular function: hydrolase activity, acting on ester bonds. The transcript is spliced from 5 exons. The record is from RefSeq and is a predicted model, not a curated record. The coding region runs from base 55 to 1155 and encodes 366 amino acids. Lineage: Eukaryota; Viridiplantae; Streptophyta; Magnoliopsida; Solanales; Solanaceae.
ACUUCCAUUUUCUCACACUAUAGCUAGCUAGAAGAUCCAUUUUACAAAGAAAAUAUGGCUUAUAAUUUUAGGCUAUUUCCUUUGUGUUUUUUGUUGUUUUUAUUGCUAGUGAAUAAUAGUAUAAUAUGUCAAGAAGAAGGAAGUGGAACAAGGAGUACAUUGGUGCCAGCCAUGUUCAUAUUUGGUGACUCAUUGAUAGACAAUGGAAACAACAAUAACCUAGCUUCUUUAGCAAAGGCUAACUAUUUUCCUUAUGGAAUUGAUUUUAAUGGUGGCCCUACUGGUCGUUUCUCCAAUGGUCUCACCAUGGUUGAUGUUAUUGCUGAAUUGCUUGGACUACCUUUGAUUCCACCAUACUCCCAGGCUUCUGGAGACCAAAUGAGAUUUGGAAUCAAUUAUGCCUCUGCUGCUGCUGGCAUUCUUGAUAAUACUGGCAGAAAUUUUGUAGGGCGCAUUCCAUUCAAUCAACAAAUCACAAAUUUCGAGAGCACACUGAACCAAAUAAGAAACAAUAAUGGAGCAGCAGAUGUGGAAGAGGCUGUAGCCAAAUCUAUUUUCUUUGUUGGAAUGGGAAGCAAUGACUACCUUAACAAUUACCUUAUGCCUAAUUAUAAUACAAAGAAUCAAUAUAAUGCUCAAGAAUAUGCUACUCUCUUAACUCAACAGUAUAAUCAACAGCUUACAAGAUUAUAUAAUCUUGGAGCAAGAAAAUUUGUGAUUGGUGGAGUAGGACUAAUGGGUUGUAUUCCAAGCAUUCUUGCACAAAGUCAAAAUGGUGCAUGUUCAGAGGAAGUGAAUCAACUUGUUCUUCCAUUCCAUAACAAUGUUAGAUCAAUGCUCACCAACCUAAAUACCAAUCUUCCUGGCUUCAAAUUUUCUUACAUUGACAUUAGGAAUAUGUUCCAAGAUCUCCUUACUAAUUCCAGACAAUAUGGAUUUAGUGAAGUAAAUCUUGGAUGCUGUGGGGUAGGGAGAAAUAGAGGGCAAAUAACAUGUCUACCAUUCCAAACACCAUGUUCUAACAGGGAACAAUACAUAUUUUGGGAUGCAUUUCAUCCAACUGAGGCAGUAAACAUCUUGUUUGGAAGGAAGGCUUUCAAUGGUGGACCUGAUGUUGUUUAUCCAGUGAACAUUCAGCAACUUGCCACUCUCUGACUUGAUGCUAUGGGAGGAAAUUGAAUUUCUUCAACUAAUGCUCAUCUAUGUGUAGUGAACUGAGCUCUCUCUUUCUGCUUUGUUUUUGUGGGUAUUUUUCUAUAUUUAGUUGAGAAUAUUAUCUUUGUUCUGCGUGGAAUAUUGUGGAGAAUCAUGAGACAGUUGGUGAUAUAUUAAUUAGGAAUGUGUGAGAAUCUACAAUUUUAUCAAUUAUUCAAAAGAUUUAUCAUAUUUUGACUGCAA